This is a messenger RNA of Xylaria bambusicola, 921 nucleotides long. RefSeq lists its product as uncharacterized. The transcript has a single exon. The coding region runs from base 318 to 785 and encodes 155 amino acids. The record is from RefSeq and is a predicted model, not a curated record. NCBI's taxonomy places the organism in Eukaryota, Fungi, Ascomycota, Sordariomycetes, Xylariales, Xylariaceae.
UAGACUGGUAGACUGUUAUGUAGAUGUAAGUACAUAAGGUAUGUGCCAUAAGAAAGAGAUGAUGUACCUACCUAGGUGGCAUUUCGUUCAAGAUCCAACAAGGAUAUCUUGGCCAAAGAAAGCGCACCAACCAGAUCGAUUCUACGCAUUAAUUACCCAUGUACCCGUAGCCCAGCUAGCUUAGCGGAUUCCUUUUUUUAGAGAGAGCCCUAAUAUCAAAGUGGCUCAGUGCAGGCGCCAUUAGGCUAGCGACGCUAGGUACCUACGUAGUGAGCACGCUACGUACCGCACAGCCAUCCACCCCUUGCUAAGUACAUAUGUACCUCCUACCUACCUACUUCGUACCUGUUCUCUGGAUCUGUGGUACCGGCCUGGCAUCUUUUGUCUCUCGCCUAUCUCGCCUAGGUAGGUAUUGCCGGCACCUCGAUUCGAAAACGAAUCCAACAAGAUGCAUCGGGGAAAAUACACAAAAGAAACACACCACUCCCACAAUCGCUCUCCGACUGGACCUGAACCGACCUGACGAUUUUGCCCACAUGCUAAGGUCCGCCAGACACCGAGUCCUUACUCCAGUGGGUAGCGACUCCGAGAGCACUCACUCUAACGGCAGUCAAGCGAGAUUGCUUCCAUCUCACCCAAGUCCUACGCUAUGGUGUCCCGUAGUCUCCAGAGAGGAACCCAGAGAGCUUGAAGGUGGUUUGAUAGGUAUUGUCAGUUCACGCCUCUUCACCCUGCCAAUAUACAUAGUAUGGAUGGGUGAGCGAGCGCAUUUACCACCUACCUAAGUCAGCAUUGAAGUAUAGGUAUAGGGGUUUGACCUGUCUGACCUGGAUCACCGCUUGAGACACGUCUCGACGGAAGACAUACAUACAGUACCUACAGCAUUAAGCCUUGCAUACCCACUUGUGUCUGCUUGUGUUC